Naegleria lovaniensis is the source of this 2079-nucleotide messenger RNA. RefSeq lists its product as uncharacterized. The transcript is spliced from 6 exons. Lineage: Eukaryota; Heterolobosea; Eutetramitea; Acrasida; Naegleriidae. The coding region runs from base 1 to 2079 and encodes 692 amino acids. The record is from RefSeq and is a predicted model, not a curated record.
AUGGAGCCUUCCUGUUUUACUAACGUAAAGGAGGCCUUAAUAUCUUCCGCUGAGGCUCUUCUUAUUGAUCAUUCAAGUACUAAAACCGAGGAAGAUGUAAUUUCCAACAAAAUUCAUCAAAACAACAGUAAGAGAGAGGAGCUUGAGCAAAAGGCUAACUCAAUCAGCGAGAAGAUCAAAGGUCUAAAAUUAAUGUUGGAUGAAACAUGGAAGGAAAUCACUUCUGUACAGUACGGGACAGCCGUUCAUUUAGCCUCUCUGCAAAAGUGCUCUGAAAGCAUUGAGGUGCAAUUGAAGGAAGUUGAGAGAGCAGAUCUUGAAUACACGUCGUUGAAAACAAGGGUUGAAGAGUUGUCUGCUCAGUACGUCGAGUUAGGAGCACAAUUUCAGGCCGAGGAGAAGAGAAAAGCUGAACUCGCCAGGCAACUCAAAGCAGCGGUACAAGCCAAAAACUCUGCUGAAAAGCAAGUUGAGUGCGCAACUCAAAAGCUCGGAGAGGUAGAAAAGAGUAUAUCCGAGAGCAACGGAAAACUGUUGGAGAUGCAAUCAGAGCUCAAACAAGAAGAACAGAACUUGGAGAAUGUUGUUGGCCUUCUCAAGACCGUAGAAGAACGUUUAACCGUGAUCAAGAACGAUAUUGUUCAUGCAAAUGAAAGAAUUGAAGCAAAAAAUUUACAGAUUCAAGGAUUGCAGGCCACACUCGAAACAGCGAAGGAUGACAAGCACAAUACUCAGAGAACGUUUGAGGUCAGAUUGCGAAGUUGUUAUGAUGAGGUUCUUGAACAGAUGGCGAAGGACGUUGAGGCUCAGUGUGUUACGAUUGAGGAGGCCAAACUGAAGAUUCAAUCAACGAUCGAUGAAAACAAAAGGAUGCAGGAAGCGAAUAAUAGUAACAAAGAAAUUAUUACUCAAAUGCGAGGGCAACAAGAAAAGACGACCAAAGAACACGAAGCAAUUCAAAAGCAAGUAUCUUCCCUGAAAUUUGAGGCAGAAGAGCUUAGAAAGUAUAAAUCAUCUCUUGAGGACGAGUUGAAAAGUAUCAAAAAGUCCGUAGAAUCAUCCAGGACCGAACUCGAGAAACGAAAAUCAAUUCAUGAAGCAAAUAUUAGAAACGUUUCUACAAUCGCUGAAGAGAGACAACGUGAACUCCAUGAGAGGAAAACCAAAAUUAAUGAACUAUCAUCCAAGCUUACCGACAUUCAACAUUACCUUUCCUCGCUUGUUGAUUGCAAAACGUCUUUAGAGACAGAGAUGGAACAACUCUUCAGUUCCAAGCAAGUCAUAGAUGCUGAAGUUCACCGAUAUUCCCACAGCAAUGAUGAAUUGAUUUGUAAAAUAGAAAAGCAAAAGGAGGAGUUACAAGCUCUAGCACGGUCAAAUAGAGAAUCCCAAAAUUUAGCAAGACGAAUUGAAGAGCAAAUCAAAGCAAGACAAGAGAUAAAGGAAAAAAAGGCAGUUUAUGAGGAAGAGAAAAGAAAACUUUCAAAGGAGCUGGAGAGCAAAAAAGAGGAAAUAGAAAAACAUGAAAAAUCACUACUGAACGACAAAUUGGUGCUGUUGAAAGAGGAAAGAGCGAGAUUUGACGAAGAAAGUAGCGCCCGUAACAAGAAAAUUGUAGUUGACUAUGAGAGGGAGAGGAACAGAAAAAGCGAUGUAAUUCAAAACCUUAAUGAUUCCAUCGUUUCACUUAAAACCAAGCCUGCUAGCCCAAUAACACCAAUCAAAAAGAAGAAGAAAUCCAUUGCUGAGCAGGCCGAUGUCCUUGACGACCUUUCCAUGUUCACUUUAAAAACAAUGCAAAAGAAACCUAAAUCUAGUUCUGCCAAGAAAAUGACCAGCUUAACCCAAGAAGACCACACGGCCAAAACGUCGACUGAUGUAAAAACGCCUUCACCCAAAAAACAAAAAGGUGAAAAGAAAAGAAAAGACCAUAACGCAGAGGAAUCUACUGGAAGAAAAAAACCAAAAGAGUCUCCCAAAAUCUCGAAAACUCCGUCCACUGCAAAGAAAAAGUCGACCCCCGCUUCAAGUAGCAAACUGAACAAUUCCCAAUUGUCCAUUUUCGAUUUUAAUGAAUAG